AUGGCAGAAAAAAUCUUAGAGAAGUUAGAUAUUCUGGAUGAGCAGGCAAAGAUACUCUUGGCCAGAAGAGCAAAGAAAAACACGCUUCAGAGUCAAGGAAAGAAAAAUACUUCAGUUACACCCCUGACGUUUGACUUUCAGUUAGAAUUUGAAGAGGAUAUUGUUCCAUUCAUAUCUAAGAAAGUACCCAAGAUCACAGGAGACAAUUUAUACAGUAUUAAAAAAGGAAAAAGGUAUGUCUUCUUCAAAAAUGAACCUGAUCCUAGAAAGAGUGAUUUUGAAAAGUUAAAUUUAAGAUCACACUUUAUACCAACAAAUAUAAAAAAUCAAGAAAGCAAGUCAAUAGAGCCUGUGAAAGAAAAUCUGAAAUCAAGAUCAUUUAGACCUUUCCUUUAUCUUAAGGAUACCGCUGAGAAUACACAACCAUGUAGAAGAACACUGGGUCCUACAGUCAUUUCUCCUGUACCCAGGAUUCAAUCCAAUGCUUACAAGAAGGAAAAAGACUCUACUUUAUUUGCAGCUCAAACUGAAAAAAAUCCUGGGGAAUCAUUUGAUCUGGCUGGUCACUCAGAAGAUUAUGUCAGUAAAAGAAGAAAAUCUGCCCCACAGAUGGAUGAUUUUAGCACAGAAGAAAACAAAACCAUCAAAAAUCAUCAAUUAAGUGAAUACUGUUCUAUAAGAAAGAAAAGCUUGCUUCCCUUGUGCUUUGAGGAUGAGUUGAAAAAGCCAAAUGCCAAGAUAAUCAACACUAGUCCACCAAAGACAGUAACUUCUCAUGUGGAACAAAAUGACACAAAUCCCAUAAUUUUCCAUGAAACUGGAUAUGUACAAAUGUUACUUUUGACGAAAAAUAGGCUUCCUCUCCAUCGUAUGGAAAAAGAGAACAUUUACCCAUAUAAGAGAGCAGAUUUUGUUUUAGAAAGAAAUUAUGAAAUCCUCAAAUCUUUAAUUAGUGAUCAAUUUAUUAUAUCUUCUAAACCUAAAAGAAUUAUGCCUACAACAUGGAAAAGAGAUAUACAAGCAAUAUCUUUUGAAGUGGGCCGUAGAGUUGUAGAGGGUAAACUAAGGAAGAAAACUAAUAAGCAGACACUUGAAAACAUAUCCUGGAGUAAACUCUAUAAUUUCUCACAGACUUUUUCCAGCCUAACAAAAAAAUUUGUUGGCUUCUUUGAUAGAAGUGUUAUUCAAGAAAUGAGUGCUAGACAUGGCAACUUUGAAAGAAUGUUUUCUACAACAAAACCAAGGAGCAAAUUCAGUGCCUCACCUGUCAAACAUCGCUCAAAGCCUUUAAAAAAUAUACUCGAAGUCCAUAAAUUAAAUAAUGUAACACCAAUGGAUGAUUUGUUAAACCAGUGA
This is a messenger RNA of Enhydra lutris kenyoni (northern sea otter), 1356 nucleotides long. Its product is annotated as chromosome unknown C1orf141 homolog. The transcript is spliced from 8 exons. Lineage: Eukaryota; Metazoa; Chordata; Mammalia; Carnivora; Mustelidae. The record is from RefSeq and is a predicted model, not a curated record. Bases 1 to 1356 code for a protein of 451 amino acids.